Messenger RNA from Dipodomys spectabilis (banner-tailed kangaroo rat), 3257 nucleotides. RefSeq names its product adhesion G protein-coupled receptor E2-like. Gene Ontology annotation, cellular component: membrane. Gene Ontology annotation, biological process: cell surface receptor signaling pathway; adenylate cyclase-activating G protein-coupled receptor signaling pathway. Lineage: Eukaryota; Metazoa; Chordata; Mammalia; Rodentia; Heteromyidae. The transcript has 20 exons. The record is from RefSeq and is a predicted model, not a curated record. Bases 90 to 3257 code for a protein of 1055 amino acids. Gene Ontology annotation, molecular function: G protein-coupled receptor activity; calcium ion binding.
AGUGGCUUCCUAAACUAUCUUGGUCACAAGUUCUCCUUAAAACAGGAAGCAUUUUUUAGCUCAUUCAGACCAGAAUCAAAGACUUCUCCAUGACCAACCUUGCCAGUUUCUGGACCAUGAGACACGGGUAUUUAAGACUGCUCCCAGUGCUGUGCACGGUGCUGAGUCUGUGUGGAGCUGCAGCCCAGAAGGCAGGAGGCUGUGCCAGGUGGUGUCCUCCGAACUCCAAGUGUCUCAGUGCCGACACCUGCCGCUGUGAUGCGGGAUUCAGUUCAGUCGAGGAGCUCAUCACCAGCCCUGACGGCAGCUGUGACGACAUCAACGAGUGUGCACCACCUUUGAGGACGUACUGUGGGAAGUUUGCGAACUGCGAGAACACAGAAGGGAGCUAUUACUGUGUGUGCAGCCCAGGAUAUGCACUCGAGUCUGGGGACAAAAUAUUCAGGAACGAGAGUGAGAACACGUGUCAAGACGUGAACGAAUGCACCUCCGGCCACCACAGCUGCCACAGCUCCACCCUUUGUCUCAACAAAGCCGGCGGGUACGAGUGCGGCUGCCGACGAGGAUGGAGGCCGUUCUUCAUCUGGGCAACCUUCUCUGGUCAAGUGCACACCCAGUGUGAAGACGUGGACGAGUGCCGCUCCGGACAGCACCAGUGCCACAGCUCCGCCGACUGCGUCAACACCGUGGGGUCCUACAGGUGCCGCUGCCCCCCGGGCUGGCGGCCGCUGCCGGGGAGGACCGCGUGCGCAGAGGUCGUCUUCCCCGCCUGGACGGCGCCCCCCGGAAUCCACAGCCCGGCUCUGGCCGCCUUCUUGGAGGAGAUGCAGAAUCUGACCAGAGACUUCCAGCCACACACAGCCCGGGACACAGCGGACGCCAUCCGGAGUGUCCUGGAGAGUCUGGAUGAGCUGCUGGAGACCCCUGGGGACCUGCAGACCCUGCCUCGCUCACAGCAGCACUGUGUGGCCACUCAGCUGCUCCUGGACCUGGAAAACACACUGAGAGUCCUGGGCCAGACCCUGCCGGAGGGGUCACUCACCUUCCUCGGUCCUGCAGACACAGAAGUGACGCUGGAGUUGCAGGUUCCAGGCGACAGGCAAGUCACCUUGAGUCAGAAUCAAACAAAGAUGCAGCUGACCUGGGACCUGGCCCAGAAGCCCGGUCACCCAGGCCCCGCCAUGGUGGGCCUCAUCUCCAUUCCCAAGAUGGGCAAGCUGCUGGCUGAGGCUCCGCUGGUCCUGGAGCCAGCGCAGGAGGCAACUCCUGAGACAAACUGGGGCCCACACCUGACACCAGUCCUGCUCUCCGACGUCAUCACAGCCUUCCUGAGCCACCGGGACACGCAGAACCUCAGCUCCCCGGUGACCUUCACCUUCUCCCACCGUCCGGUGAGCGCUGGGCCGCGGCGUGGGGUGCUCUGUGUGUCGUGGCUUGGUGGCCGGGGUGAGUAUGGACACUGGGUCACCACGGGCUGCGAGACGGUGGACACCGGAGACUCCAGCACCACCUGCAGCUGCUCGCACCUGAGCAGCUUUGCCGUGCUCAUGGCCCACGAUGGCAGGCAGGAGGCCGACCCCGCCCUGGCCCUCAUCACCCAAGUGGGGCUCGGCCUCUCCCUGCUCUGCCUCCUCCUGGCGGCCCUCACCUUCCUCCUGUGCAGGGCCAUCCGCAACCUCAGCACCACCCUGCACCUGCAGCUCUCCAUCUGCCUCUUCCUCGCCCACCUCCUCUUCCUCACCGCCAUCCACCGCACCGAGCCCAAGGUGCUCUGCGCCGUCAUCGCCGGCGCCCUGCACUACCUCUACCUGGCCGCCUUCACCUGGAUGCUGCUGGAGGGGCUGCACCUGCUCCUCGCCGCCCGCAACCUGACGGUGCUGCACUACUCCGCCAGGAGCAGAGGCUUCCGAGCGCUCAUGUUCCCCGUGGGCUACGGGCUCCCCGCUGUCACGGUGGCCGUGGCCGCGGCGGCCCGGCCUCGGCUCUACGGCACGCCUGCCCGCUGCUGGCUGAACACAGAGAAGGGCUUCGUGUGGGCUUUCCUCGGCCCGGUCUGCACCAUCAUCUCUAUCAACAUGGUGUGCUUUCUGCUGACCGUGUGGGCGGUGAAGAGCAGGCUCUCCACCCUCAGCCGGGACGUGUCCACCCUCCGGGACACCAGGAUGCUGGCAUUUAAAGGAGUCGCCCAGCUCUUUAUCCUGGGCUGCACGUGGAUCCUGGGCGUCCUGCAGGUGGGCGCGGCGGCGCGGGUCCUGGCGUACCUGUUCACCAUCGCCAACAGCCUGCAGGGCGUCUUCCUCUUCCUGGUCUACUGCCUGCUCAGCCAGCAGGUGCGGGAUCAAUACCGCAGAUGGUUCCGAAGGACCGGGAAGUGGACAGAGGAACCCGCGUCCUACACCCUGUCCAGCCAGGUGGCGCCCGAGGCCGCCCGGCCCGCCCAGGCCGAGUACGUGAGAGGCGCCGUGAGGUCACACCUCCCGCGCGCGCGGGGCAGGCCCGCCAAUCCUAGAGCUCUCCCGGGCUGCGCGACCCUCGCGGGGUCCUCUCGGAGCUCUCGGUCCCCCGCGCUUCCCGGGCCGGGAGCCUCGGCCCUCGCGGGGCGCUCCCACCGCAGCGGCACCGAGCGCGGGCCGCCGUCCCCGGCGGGGGAUCGGCACCGAGCCGAGCGCGGGACGCCUUCCCCGGCGGGGGAUCGGCACCGAGCCGAGCGCGGGACGCCUUCCCCGGCGGGAUCGGCACCGAGCCGAGCGCGGGACGCCUUCCCCGGCGGGGGAUCGGCACCGAGCCGAGCGCGGGACGCCUUCCCCGAGCGCGGGACGCCUUCCCCGAGCGCGGGACGCCUUCCCCGGCGGGGGAUCGGCACCGAGCGCGGGACGCCUUCCCCGGCGGGGGAUCGGCACCGAGCCGAGCGCGGGACGCCUUCCCCGGCGGGGGAUCGGCACCGAGCCGAGCGCGGGACGCCUUCCCCGGCGGGGGAUCGGCACCGAGCGCUGGACGCCUUCCCCGGCGGGGGAUCGGCACCAAGCCAGGGACGCCUUCCCCGGCGGGGGAUCGGCACCGAGCGCGGGACGCCUUCCCCGGCGGGGGAUCGGCACCGAGCGCGGGACGCCUGGCCCACCCUGCGGUGCUCUGACAGCGCCCCCACGCAGUGCCUGCAUUCGACACUCACUGCCCUGCCACGAACCAUCGGUACCCCAGUUCCUACCUCCACACGUGUGGACGUCCUCUCCUACCCCAGCACAGCACGUGCACCCUGA